GCUUUAUUUUGAAAGGUAUUGACCGGAGGUGUGCUGCUUGUUCGUAGGCACUUUUCGCGCUUCAGAACCACACGCUGUGCGGUCUGCAGAGUGGACUUACUAGAAACUUUAACUUAGUGUCGCAUGCGGAAAUAUUUAUAUAUCAUUGGUUUACCUUAUCUCACUCAGAAACGACCGUAACCCGCAGCAGCUAGCGUUACUUCAGAGCAACUUAACGUUGACGUUAGUUGAGCUUCCCGUGAGUCACCUGCUCGUGAAACAUCGACCCACGUUGCUGUUUCACUGAGCAAAAUUGCUCCGAAGCAAAUUGGUCUGUAACUGCAACGCAUUAUCGUUAGCCCUGCCGCUGUUGGCAACGAAUAGCCGAUAUCAGCGUGAAAAGUGGGAGGAUGACAUCUGAGGGGGUUGUCACCAAAGAAAUGGAGGAAGAAGAGGAGAAGCUAAUGGAGGAAGGGGAGAGGAGAGAAGAAGAGAUGAUGCAGAAGGCCCUGCAAGCGCAGGAGAGGGAAUCCCACGACAUGCGGUUCAAGAGGCUCCAGCACUUGCUGCAGAAGAGCAACAUCUACUCCAAAUUCCUGCUCACUAAGAUGGAGCAGCAACAAAGCGAGGAGAACCUCAAGAAGGAGCGCUGUGAAAAGACCAAGAAGAACAAAAACGGCGCCGAGCCAGUUAAAGAUAAAAGGAAGAGGAAGAGGGAGGAUGACUACAAAAUAGCAGACGUCAUGUCAAAAGAAGAAAUCCUGUUGCAAUCAAAGAAAAUAAAAGUUGAGGAAGUGGACAAGGCGCCGCUCCAGAAGAAGCUUGAAGCCGAGGACAUCGAGAAGAUGUGUGACUCCAACCAAGCCAUCAAAAACCGCCUGUCUGAGGCGGUGCGAGACAACGCCCAGCAGCUCCUGGAUCCCCACCGGAGGGUGGCCGACCAGCGGGUGCCUGCCAAGCAGCCGCUGCUCUUCACCGGGGGGGUUAUGCGAUCAUACCAGAUAGAGGGCACUGAGUGGCUGAGGAUGCUGUGGGAGAACGGCAUCAACGGGAUCCUAGCUGACGAGAUGGGGCUGGGGAAGACCGUCCAGUGCAUCGCUCACAUUGCCAUGAUGAUAGAGAAAAAAGUGAUGGGCCCUUUCCUGGUGGUGGCCCCUCUCUCCACACUGCCCAACUGGAUGAGCGAAUUCAAGCGAUUCACGCCAGAGGUAUCUGUGUUGCUCUACCACGGCCCCCAGCCAGAGAGAGCCAAAGUUCUGAAGCAGAUCCACAGACCUCAGGGGGGCCUCAGCAUGUGCCCUGUGGUGCUCACCUCAUUUGAAAUCGCCAUGAUAGACAGAAAGUCGCUACAGCGCUUCCAGUGGAAAUACCUGAUUGUGGAUGAGGGCCACAGGAUCAAAAACCUCAACUGCCGGCUGGUGCGAGAGCUGAAGAUGCUGCCCACCGACAACAAGCUGCUGCUGACCGGCACUCCACUGCAGAACAACCUGGCCGAGCUCUGGUCCCUCCUCAACUUCCUCCUGCCAGAAGUUUUCGACGACCUCAGGAGCUUCGAGUCGUGGUUCGACAUCAGCACCAUCAGUGAGGCGGACAACGUGAUUGCUACUGAGCGCGAGCAAAACAUCCUGAGCAUGCUGCACCAGAUCCUGACUCCAUUCCUGCUGAGGAGGUUGAAGUCCGACGUGGCGCUGGAGGUUCCUCCGAAGAAGGAGAUCAUUGUGUACGCACCUCUGACAGCCAAGCAGGAGGCCUUCUACACCGCCACGGUCAACAAAACCCUCGCCAAGAUGCUGGGCCAGGAAAAGACGGAGGCUCCCGUGGUGUUUAAGUCCAGCGGGCGGCCCAAGCGCCGCACCUCAGUGGUGGACUACAAAGAGAGGAAGGGGGACACGCUACACGACCUGGAGAAAUAUCUGGAGAUGGUGCAGAAGGAGCAGGAGCAGAGCUCAUCCCCGGUGGUGGCCAUCCAGAGCCCGCUGGACUCCCUGAUCAACCUGAAGCUUCAGAACAUUCUCAUGCUGCUGAAGAGGACGUGUAACCACCCCUACCUGGUGGAGUACCCGCUGGACCCCGCCACGCAGACAUUCAAGAUUGACGAGCAGCUGGUGCGGAGCUCCGGGAAGUUCCUGAUCCUGGACCGACUGCUGCCUGCACUGAAGGAGCGGGGACACAAGGUUCUGAUCUUCAGUCAGAUGACGUCCAUCCUCGACAUCCUGAUGGAUUACUGCUACCUGCGUGGUUUCCAGUACAGCCGACUAGACGGCACCAUGUCCUACUCCGACCGGGCCGAGAAUAUGGACAAGUUCUCCAAUGAUCCCGAGGUCUUCCUCUUCCUGCUCAGCACCAGAGCCGGAGGACUCGGGAUCAACCUGACGGCCGCUGACACCGUCAUCAUCUUCGACAGUGACUGGAACCCCCAGGCCGACCUGCAGGCUCAGGACCGCUGCCACCGAAUCGGGCAGACCAAGCCAGUGGUGGUGUACCGGCUGGUCACGGCCAACACCAUCGACCAGAAGAUUCUGGAGAGGGCCUCAGCUAAGAGGAAGCUGGAACAGAUGGUCAUCCACAAAAAUAAGUUCAAAGGUGUGAGGGCAGAGCUCAGCCACAGCAAGAGCUGCAUCGAUUUGGACGAGCUGAAGUCGAUGCUCAAAGCCAGAAGCACGGAGAAGGAGGUGAAAGCCUCGACGGGGAAGGUGAUCAGCGACAAGGACCUGCUGCUCUUGCUGGAUCGCAGUGACUUGUUGGGCAAGGCAACGCAGAGUGUGAAGAAAGAGAAGGUGGGAGUCUUCAGAGUGGUCGAUGGCAAGGACUCGUCGGAGAUUGUUUUGACCUGAGGACCUUCUGCGGCCACAUGUGAACUUGUGACCAAAGUUCCCCCUGAAAACAAAGGAAAGCUAAAGGUGCAGCCAGAUGCCAGGAAAUAUCCUGAAACUGCUGUUUGUUGACUUCUCCUCAGUCCACUAAAGUCUUGUCUGUUUAACCACUAAAGCCUUGUGAAGUGGUCUCGUUUGGGUGUUUGACAGACGUUGCUGCUGCUCCUGCCUUUGCUCCUGCUGUUCUCGUAACGUCUUCUGCCAGUUGUAGUGACAUGUUCUAGCCGGUUAGUCAAAACGUUUGUUGAUUAUUGUUGUAAUUCUAGCACUUUCCUGCAGGUUGGGCAGACAUGUUCUUUUGUCUUUUUAUAUUGAAUAAAUAUUUCAUCAUUUUCAUGUUGUUGAGUAGAAAACUCAAUUUUCAUUGACUCUAAUAAAAGCUUUAUUUGCU
Molecule: messenger RNA, 3243 nt
Organism: Pungitius pungitius (ninespine stickleback)
Lineage: Eukaryota; Metazoa; Chordata; Actinopteri; Perciformes; Gasterosteidae
Gene: hells
Product: helicase, lymphoid specific
Exons: 22
Coding region: 390-2813 (807 amino acids)
Biological process (GO): DNA methylation-dependent constitutive heterochromatin formation; pericentric heterochromatin formation; lymphocyte proliferation
Cellular component (GO): pericentric heterochromatin; nucleus
Molecular function (GO): ATP-dependent chromatin remodeler activity; chromatin binding; ATP binding
Source: RefSeq, a predicted model, not a curated record